Messenger RNA from Penicillium daleae, 330 nucleotides. RefSeq lists its product as uncharacterized. The record is from RefSeq and is a predicted model, not a curated record. The transcript is spliced from 2 exons. Lineage: Eukaryota; Fungi; Ascomycota; Eurotiomycetes; Eurotiales; Aspergillaceae. Bases 1 to 330 code for a protein of 109 amino acids.
AUGUCGAACCUUUUGCGCAGGGCAUCUGAUGCUUUACAUCUCCAUCAGCGGAAGGAUUCUGAGGACUCGGUGAACCAGGAUUCUGUCGUGAACCCAUCCCAGGAACCACAAGAGCCGCAGAACCCGCAGUUGCCUCAAGUGUCACAGGAGCCACAAGGGGAUAAGGCUGAGCCUGCAUCUCAGCCUGAAGCAGAGGGAGAUAAUAAAGAUAAAGCCGCGUUCGUAUCCGAUGUAGCAAAUGCCCCUCAUCACCACCACUGGGGGGGCUUCCUCCGUCGUUCGAGUGAGGAAGAACGGGAAAAGCGUCGAGUGAGCCAACAAGAUAAGUAG